CAAAAAACGCGCGACAUCACGGGCGGUUUACCCCGCGUGGCAGAGCUCUUUGAGGCGCGUUCGCCCAAAGACAAAGGCACCUUGGCUGAGCAAACCGGGACCAUAUCCUUUGGUAAAGAAACCAAGGGCAAAGUGCGCCUACAAAUCACCGAUUUGGAUGGCAAGGUCUGGGAAGUGUUGGUGCCUAAAGAGAAAAAUAUUCUGGUUCACGAAGGCCAGGUGGUCAAUAAGGGCGAAAGCAUAGUUGAUGGUCCGGCCGACCCGCAGGACAUCUUACGCCUGCUGGGUAUGGAAGAGUUGGCCCGCUACAUUGUGGACGAAGUGCAGGAUGUUUACCGCUUGCAGGGCGUAAAAAUCAAUGACAAACACAUUGAAGUUAUCGUGCGCCAAAUGCUGCGCCGUGUGGUGGUCGAAAACCCAGGAGACUCCACCUACAUUGCCGGUGAGCAAGUGGAACGCAGCGAAAUACUGGACACCAACGACGCCUUGCGUGCGGCCGAUAAAAUCUCGGCCACCUUCAGCAACCUGCUCUUGGGUAUCACCAAGGCAUCGUUGUCGACGGACUCGUUUAUUUCGGCGGCAUCUUUCCAAGAAACCACGCGUGUACUCACCGAGGCGGCCAUCAUGGGCAAGCGCGACGAGCUGCGUGGCUUGAAAGAA
Molecule: messenger RNA, 660 nt
Organism: Darwinula stevensoni
Lineage: Eukaryota; Metazoa; Arthropoda; Ostracoda; Podocopida; Darwinulidae
Source: the annotation of a GenBank genome assembly